AUGAAGCAGCACCUUGACAGCAUGCCCCCAGACGCGAGUGCAUUGCUGGUUGUCAAGAAACUCUGCGAAGAGCAUUCUGAAACUGAAGCGUUUGUCCUCGAUCUUUGGCCUGCAGAUAGGGCUACGCUUGUUGUUUUUGGUGCCGAAUCAUCCAUGGAAGUCUCGAACAAAUUUAACCUCCCAAAACCCAAAAAGCAAGUCCACAUGUUCCGACCUUUGACCGGGGGUGAGAGCGUUCUUACUAUGAAUGGCGAUGAAUGGAAGAAAUGGAGGGCGCUGUUCAAUCCUGGCUUUAGCGCAUCUCAUAUGGCAAGACUUAUCCCGACCGUGAUUCAGUCCGCAGAGACGUUCUGUGACAUACUACGCCAAAAAGCUGGAAAAGGUGUUUUCAGGUUGGACAGCUUGACCACGCGUUUGACCAUGGAGAUUAUCACGAAAGUGACACUAGAUAUGAAUACAGAUAACCAAUACUCCGAGCACCCACUUUCGCACGCUUUCAACACGAUAUUGAAUUGGAAUUCUUUCUGGAACAUAUCGAUUCUAUUGAAACCUGUCAAGUUCGUGGUACAGAAAUACUAUGGGAGAAUCCUAGAGUCGAUCAUCUCGACCAAUCUAGAGACACACUACCAGGAAAUGCUUCAGGAAGAGGUCGACUCAAAGAAAGCUAAGACGGAUCGUCCAUUAUCCAUAAUGGCUAUGGCUCUGCGCGACUACAUCGAAGGGGAGCGGCAGAAAGGCAUUGAUACUUCCUCAAGCAUGCCACUGGAUCCGGGCUUUGCUAAGAUUUCCGCAAAUCAAAUUCGAACGUUCCUUAUGGCAGGAAACGAUUCCAGUUCUGCCACCCUGAUCUAUAUCUAUCAUCUUUUAUCGCAACAUCCUAGAUCUCUAUUGAGUUUACGCGAAGAGCACGAUGCGCUAUUUGGACCUGACCCAGACGAUGCUUCGAGAGCUCUCAAACAGAACCCAGCAUUGCUCAAUCAGUGCCGAUAUACGUUAGCGGUGGUCAAAGAGACAUUAAGACUAUUCCCGCCAGCGUCUACACAGCGCGCAGGCCAGCCUGGAGUCUUCAUCAAGGAUCUCAAAGGAAACUUCUGCUCCACAGAGAAUCUUGAUGUCACGAUUCUACACCAUGCAGUCCACAUGAACCCCAGAAUCUGGAAAAGGCCAGAUGAGUUCUUACCGGAGCGUUGGCUCACAGAUUCAGAGCAUGAGCUGCAUGUUCCUGCCAACUCUGGUGCUUUCCGUCCAUUUGAACAAGGCCCGAGGAAUUGUAUCGGACAAAGUCUAGUCAACAACGAGCUGCGGAUCAUUCUUGUUUUGACUGCUCGAUCCUUUGAUAUCAUCCCGGCCUAUAAGGAAUGGGAUACGAUGCGACGCGGACGAGAUACAUUGGUCAAAAGAUUGUUUCAAUGGCGGAGGCCCAAAGAAGGUAUUCCUAACACCAUUUUUGGUGAAACAGCCUACCCGACUGCUCGAUCUGGUGGAUACGCGGCUGAUGGAUAUCCGUGCCGUGUUUCCCUAAGAAAGUCUUAA
Periconia digitata is the source of this 1533-nucleotide messenger RNA. Lineage: Eukaryota; Fungi; Ascomycota; Dothideomycetes; Pleosporales; Periconiaceae. The record is from the annotation of a GenBank genome assembly.